AUGGAUAGGGCAUUAUUCAAGACACUCCAUAAAUUGAAAGGUGGGAAUAAUGGUUAUCCAUCUUUUGGUGGUAGUUAUGGAAUUGGAAUGAAUUUUGACGCAUGGAUGAACCCAUGUACUGAAAGUGGCUCUAGCUUCAAUAGUGGUAUCCAGCGUGGAUGGCAUCUUAAUCCAUAUUACAAUGGAAAUUCAGGUGGAUUCAACAACUAUUUAGUAACUUUUUGGGGUAUUUUUGCCCUUAAUCACUCUUCUAGUUCCACAAGCUCUAAUUUCUUUGUGCCAUUUAGAAAUGGGGACCUUCUUAGUGGAAUUGGGAACAAUAAUGUGAAUUGGGGAAACCCUCAUCAUGUGCCUGCUCUAGGUGCCAAUAAUUGCUCUGUUCUUUGUACUAGAAACUUUGGUUAUGGGUCCAAUGAAAGCAACUUUGGUCAAGGUUCCAAUGUUUAUGGAAGGAAUGUUGGAUCAAGUGGUGUCAGUAACUUAAACCAAUCAACCAAUGGGUAUGCAAGGAACUUUGGAGAUUCAUCAAUAGGUGGUGGCUCCAUCUAUGGAGACACAACUUCGACAUCAGGAUCUUUUGAGCGUGAUGUUACAAAAAUGGUUUCAACCGGUUACAUGGGCCAUUGA
Miscanthus lutarioriparius is the source of this 627-nucleotide messenger RNA. The record is from the annotation of a GenBank genome assembly. NCBI's taxonomy places the organism in Eukaryota, Viridiplantae, Streptophyta, Magnoliopsida, Poales, Poaceae.